GGUCAGCGCUGGCUCCGCCCCCUGACAGGGCCGGGCGUUGAAGACGCUGACGACGGCGGCGGCGGCGGUGCCUCCUCCUCUUCGCUCUGGCGGCGACACGUGCGCGGCGGCGGGAGGGACCCGGAUGCCGGGGCCUCCGGGCCCCGCUAUGCCGAUCGUAGAGAAGCUGAAAGAGGCCCUAAAGCCGGGCCGGAGAGAAGCGGGUGAGGACGGGGGGGAGCUGGGCCGGCUUCUGGCCGCUUCGGCCAAGAAGGUGCUGUUGCAGAAGAUCGAGUUCGAGCCCGCCAGCCGCGGGGUCUCCGGGCACUUGGAGCUCCUGCGGGGCAAGUAUGUGCUGCUCAACCCCCGCUCCGAGGCCACCGGUCGCCACCGCGGCCCCGAGGAAGGGCUGCCUGGCAAGCAGGGCAGCAGCCAUGCUCCGGGAGGUCAGGGGGAUGGGGUCCCUGCGCCCCAGAAGGUGCUUUUCCCUGUGGAGCGGCUCUCCAUGAAGUGGGAGCGGAUCUACCGGAUCGGUGCCGGGCUGCAGAACCUGGGGAACACCUGCUUCCUCAACUCCACGGUGCAGUGCCUGACCUACACCCCGCCGCUCGCCAACUACCUGCUCUCCAAGGAGCACAGCCGCAACUGUCACCAUGGAGGAUUUUGCAUGAUGUGCGUUAUGCAGAACCACAUGAUCCAGGUUUUUGCCAACAGCGGCAACGCAAUAAAGCCAGUGUCCUUCAUCCGAGACCUCAAGAAGAUUGCCCAGCACAUCCGCUUCGGCAACCAGGAGGAUGCGCACGAGUUCCUGCGUUACACCAUUGAUGCCAUGCAGAAGGCCUGCCUGAAUGGCUGUACCAAGUUGGAUCGCCAGACCCAGGCCACGACGCUGAUUCACCAGAUCUUUGGCGGUUACCUGCGCUCCCGUGUGAAGUGCUCGGUGUGCAAGACUGUCUCGGACACCUACGACCCUUACCUGGACCUGGCGCUGGAGAUCAGGGAAGCGGCGAACAUAGUGCGGGCGCUGGAGCUGUUUGUGAAGCCGGACGUGCUGGGCGGGGAGAACGCCUACAUGUGUGCCAAGUGCAAGAAGAAAGUGUCAGCCACCAAACGCUUUAGCAUCCACCGAGCUUCCAACGUUCUCACGCUCUCGCUGAAGCGCUUCGCCAACUUCGGUGGAGGCAAAAUCACAAAGGACGUGGGGUACCCUGAGUUCUUGAAUAUCCGCCCUUACAUGUCUCAGAACAAAGGGGAUCCCGUCAUGUACAGCCUCUAUGCGGUGCUGGUGCACUCGGGGUACAGCUGCCACGCUGGGCACUACUACUGCUACGUGAAGGCCAGCAAUGGGCAGUGGUAUCAGAUGAACGAUGACCUGGUCCGCUGCAGCAACAUCAAAGUGGUCCUCAACCAGCAGGCCUACGUGCUCUUCUACCUGAGAAUCCCCAGCCCCAGGAAGAGCUCGGAGGGGUCCAUCACCAAAGCAGCCCCCAGCCUGUCUGGCCGCACUGGCAACAUUUCUGAUCAGGUCAAGAAAACUGUGACCAACAGGCCCCUGUCUUCACCGCUGAUGGGCCGGAGAGCAGACACGCUGCCAGGGAAGAAGCUGUCGGGGCCGGAGGAGGUGGGAGUCCCGGUGGCCCGCAGCUCGUUUGGCACGGGGCCGAAGCUGCAGAAUGGAACCGCUCCGCCAAAGGGGCCCGCUGGGUCCCCGUCACCCAAACUGGCCCUCAAAGCCACCCACUCGGCCACAGCGCUGCCCGAUGACACGGCCCGGAAGCUCAAGAAGCCCUUCUCCUUCCCGCAGCUGCCCUCCACGCCCAGAGCAGUUCAGGGUUUCUGUGACACCAGCAACGCAAGCGUGGCCAAAGCAGAGCUGCCCCGCCAGAGCUCCUGGGAGAGCAAGCACCCACCUACCUCACCCAAGCUGCUGCUGGAGCCCAGCCCCGGCCAGGAGCCUGGUGGUGGUGGGGAGAACACCGGGAACCUGGAGAAGGACUCGUGUGGCAGUGGCACUGCCAGCCCGGCGCACGGCGUGGCAGAGAAGCUGCCCAAAGCAUCCCAGAAGGCUAAGAGUGAAACCGGCAGCUUCUGCACCUCUCAGGAAACGGACUGUGGCACGGACCUCCCUGCGAGCCCCGGCGCUGAGCCGGCUGCCCCCGAAGACUCCAAGCUGUCAAAAUUGAAAUCCUCCCUGUUGGCCGGCGCUGGCCUGGAGCUGAGCAGCACCAUGUCACCCCCACCUGCCAAGAAGCUGGCGCUCUCUGCCAAAAAGGGCAGCACCCCGCGGAAGGCGAGCGGAAGUGACCGCCACCCAACACCUCAUCCAAAAUUUGCUGACACCUACUUUACGAACACCACCCACCCCGACUCCUCUCCCUGGCCUUUCAGCAAGUUGAGGCUGUCCUCAUCUGCUCCCAAACUGACAAAUCCUGAAAAGCCUGCCUUCAGCUUCAUCCUCAACUCAGCCUCUCCCCUGACCAACGGUUCCACUGCCCACCCUUCGCACCACCUUCCUCCCUGCAGUGGGGAGAGGGGGCUCAGCCAGGCCACCCCCGGCUCCUCCAAAAAGAAGCGGCGAAAACAUCAUCACGGAGCAGAUGGCAGCCCUCAUGUUCCAGCUAUGAAGGUCAAGGAUGAGGUCUCCAGCCCCCCCAGGAAGAGGAAGAAUCUUGCUGAGGAGGGCUGGGUGUCCCUCACGGGGAAGAAGGCGGCAGGCAAUGGUCCCAGCGAUGGCAAGGACAUGGAGAGCUGUCAGGACAUGGAGAGCAGGCCCAAGCAGCAAGUGUCAGACCCCAGUAGUUCCCUGGACAUGGAGCCCAUCUCCUCCCUCAAGAAGAAGAAGAAGAAGAAAAAGAAGAGGAGAAUGGAGGAGGUGGAAGAGCGCUGCUCUGGGACAUUGUCCUCGAGCAGCUCUAGGAGGGAUGAGAUGGAGCCCGGGAGGAAGAAGCAGCGGCGGAGCGUGGAGACUGGGCCUGGAGAGAGCGAGCUCCGCAAGUGCAAACAGAGGGAAAGCCUCAGCAGCCCAGCCUUGGAGCAGCCGGCGGCCAACGGCCUCCAUGCUGCAGGCAGCACCCCAGGGGUAGUGUGUGCUGGGGACAGCCAGGCUGGAGAUGGGCACAGGCGCUCCCCAAGCCCUGAGCCCGGCCGUGGGGCUGGCAUAGCACCCCAGAGCCAAGAAGAGCCCAGCGUGGUGGAGGAGCUGCUCAGGAACUCCUUGGACAAGGCUUAUGGCAAAGAAGUCCUCACCUGGGAGGGGGAGAUCUCUGCUGUCAGCCAGGACGCCAUUCGGGACGCAGCCUGGGCCCGCAGCGAGACCGUCAUCGAUGAGUGGGACGAGGAGUUUGACAGAGGGAAGGUAAAGAAGAUUAAAAAACUGAAGCGGGAGCGGAGGAGACACUGCAAUCGCUUCCAACAGCUGCAGAACAGGCGCAACUUCUGGUCGGUGACACAUCCUGCCAAGGUGACCAGCCUGAGCCAUCGGCUCUGAGGUUGAGAUCUGCAUCCGACCUGCUCGCUCUGCCUUGUCCCCAAGGCUCUUCUGCCAGCUCCUCGGUGCCUCUGCCCCUGGGGGCUGGAGAAGCCCCUUCUCCCCCCCCUCCCCGCCCCCAGCCUGGGAUUCAAGGCUGGGGUGGGGGACGGGGGGGGGACGCAUUCCUGGAAAGUGCCUGCAGCUCCUCCCUGUGCCACCCCUGGGGAGGGGGACUCCGGCCCCCACCGGGACCACCGGGACCGGUGUUCCUCUCCUUGGGGAUGUUCCCACCCCUCCCGGCGCUGCCUCCCCCUGCCCGCUCAGGGCUGAACCCCCCAUUCUCCGUCCCCCUGUGCGAGUCGCAG
Molecule: messenger RNA, 3813 nt
Organism: Calidris pugnax (ruff)
Lineage: Eukaryota; Metazoa; Chordata; Aves; Charadriiformes; Scolopacidae
Gene: USP36
Product: ubiquitin specific peptidase 36
Exons: 20
Coding region: 125-3466 (1113 amino acids)
Biological process (GO): protein deubiquitination; regulation of apoptotic process
Cellular component (GO): cytosol; nucleus
Molecular function (GO): cysteine-type deubiquitinase activity; cysteine-type endopeptidase activity
Source: RefSeq, a predicted model, not a curated record